AUGACGAUGGUCCCCCUCGAUCCCUCGUCCAAGCCCACCUCGCAGCGUCGCAUCGCGGAGGGCGACACCGUGGUGGUGUACGAGCACCACGACGCGAUGCGCGCCGUCGCGGUGCGCCCCGGCGGCGUGCUCCAGAACCGGUUCGGCGUCUUCCGCCACGACGACUGGAUCGGCCGCCCCUUCGGAUCCAAGGUAUUCGGUUGCGGCGGAGGUAGUAAUAAGGGCGGCGGCGGCGGCGGAGGCAAGGCCAAGGCAGGCGGCGGUGGGUUCGUGCACCUCCUGGCGCCCACCCCGGAGCUCUGGACUCUGGUGCUCAGCCACCGCACCCAGAUCCUUUACAUCGCCGACAUCAGCCUCGUCGUCGCCUACCUCGAGCUUGUACCCGGCUGCGUCGUUCUCGAGUCGGGUACGGGAAGUGGAUCGCUCACCACUUCGCUGGCACGCGCCGUCGCGCCGCAUGGCCGUGUCCACACCUUUGAUUUCCACGAGCAGAGGGCCGCCUCAGCUAGGGAAGACUUUGAGAAGAAUGGCUUGAGCAGCCUCAUCACAGUUAAUGUGAGGGAUGUACAAGGGUUAGGAUUCCCAGAGGAACAUUGUGGUGCUGCUGAUGCUGUCUUCCUGGACUUGCCCCAGCCUUGGCUUGCAAUACCAUCUGUUGGGUUGAUGCUAAAGAAAGACGGUGUUCUAUGCUCCUUUUCGCCUUGUAUUGAGCAAGUGCAGCGUGCUUGUGAAGCCAUGAAAACAUGUUUCACAGAUAUUAGAACCUUUGAGAUUCUUCUUCGCACGUAUGAAGUACGAGACGUUGCUCUGAAGAGUGUCACCUCCGAGGAUGCAUGUGUGGGGCCUCUUCCGCAGAAAAGAAGAAUGUUGACAGCCCCAGGUGAAAACACAGAUUUCCCACAAAGGAGCUCCUCCAUUUUGAUGCAGGAAGUUUUUGAUCCACCAGAAACAGAAAGGAAAGCAGAAACAAAAAUUGGUACAACCAUUAGGAAGGAUAUGAUUUUCGAGCAAGAUUCAUGUUCUUCAUAUCAAUUAUGGGGCAGUAUGAAAUUUGAAGAAGAUGGUCAUUUGCUGUCCCAGGCAAAGAGGGAUUUGUCACAUUUGGAUUAUCAAGCACAGUUUGUCGACACCAAAUAUGUUACUGAACUUGGGUCACAUGCAUGUUCGAAGGAUCCACUGCCACUGGGAAGAGAUUAUCAUACACAGAAGCCACACUUUCCUACUUCAGCCUGUUCUUGGGAGAAGUCUUCUGCAUUAGAAGCGGCAUCAAGUAGCCCAGAUGCAUUAGGGCAUGCAUUGGGGACAAUGAGAACCAAAACCAACACCAUCAGUGCAAGGCCAGAUUAUCUUGCUUCGUAUCCUACUAGUGCUCCUCACAUGCGGAAGUGUCCAGGAGCAGUUGAACUUGAUUAUGGUUUAGAUCAUUCAGAACAUUGCUACAGAAGAUCAGACCUUACUUCCUUUUCAAGCCGCAAUGGUCGAUCUGUAGAACAUUGCAAAGAGAUGGUUGGAUUUGGAUAUGCCAGAGGGUCCCGCUAUGCAGAUGAGAUCAAUCCUGUUCCAUGUCAAUGGUGCUUUGAGGAUGAGAUCCUUCUUUAUCUAGAAAGAAGUAUGAUGAGGCACCUUCAGUACCAAGAGGCCUGCAGUAUGGCGAUGAGAUCCCUUCUUUAUCUAGAAAGAAGUAUGAUGAGGCACCUUCACGCUCAAGUCAGUGGCACUUUGGUCCUCAAACCGCACUGUCCUCAGGGAGACUUGGCUAUGGUGAUGAGAUCCCGUCACUGUCUCUUCACCAUGGUUACCGAGAUAGGAUCCCUUUGCGUUCUGGUCAUUGGUGCCAUGAUGCUGAGGCAUGUAUACUGUCAAGAUACCAGCAAGUCAUAUAGUGAAGAUGACAUUCAUAAAGGUAUCAAAUAUAACGUUUGGGCAAGUACACCAAAUGGGAACAAUAAGCUGGAUGCUGCAUACCAUGAAGCUCAAAAUUUAAUGAAGGACAAUGGUGAAAGGUGCCCUGUCUUCCUAUUCUUCUCGGUCAACACCAGCGGCCAGUUCGUAGGUUUGGCUGAAAUGUUAGGUCCUGUUGAUUUCAAGAAGACCAUGGACUUUUGGGAAGAAGAUAAAUGGAAUGCCUUUUUCCCUAUAAAAUGGCAUAUUAUAAAAGAUGUUCCAAAUCGGUUGUUCAAACAUAUAAUUCUUGAAAACAAUGACAACAGGCAGGUUACUUUUAGCAGGGACACGCAGGAGAUCGGGCUGCCACAAGGUGUGCAAAUGUUGAAAAUUUUCAAGGAUCAUCCUCAGGGAACAUCAAUUCUGGAUGAUUUUGAUUUUUAUGAAGAAAAAGCUAAUGCACGCCGUGCUGAAAAGAGAGGAAAUUCAGAGUCGACAUAUGAAGCUCGAUGCUCUGAUGACUUGAAACCUAUGGAAAACUUGGAGGGAAGCAUGGAGAGUUGGAGUUUGUUCGAGAAUUGGGAGUAA
Miscanthus lutarioriparius is the source of this 2472-nucleotide messenger RNA. NCBI's taxonomy places the organism in Eukaryota, Viridiplantae, Streptophyta, Magnoliopsida, Poales, Poaceae. The record is from the annotation of a GenBank genome assembly.